AUGAAAUUUGACAGCAUACUUUCUGAAAUUAAUGGAUUUGGAAGAUUCCAGGUGACACUAUUUCUGCUCCAGGCAUCCUCUCGAUUUACUCUGCCAUGCCAUUUUCUGCUGAACAACUUCAUGGCAGCGGUUCCAUCUCACCACUGCGACAUCAGGACCCUGGAGGAUGGAGAAGUGUUUGGAAAUUUAUCUCUACAACAGAAACUAGCGGCUGGUAUUCCGGCAGAACAAGAUGGGACUCUGAGCUCCUGUCAGAUGUUUACGCAGCCCCAACUUCAGUACUUGUCAGGCUCAAACAGUAGUGAGGAAGUGGACACUGUGACAUGUGAAAAUGGAUGGGUCUAUGACAACAGCACCUUUAAAUCUACCUUGGCAACAGAGUGGGAUCUCGUUUGCAGCAGGAAAGGGAUGAACAAGGCAACAGCUACCGUUUUCUUCAUUGGUGUGAUGAUCGGCGCACCGCUGUUUGGGUUUCUCAGUGACAGAUUUGGGCGACGACCAGUGCUGCUGGUUUCUUAUCUGUCAUCCCUGACCUUUGCAGUUGUAAGCGCAUUCUCCACAUCAUAUAUAAUGUUCAUCAUCAUGAGAUUUUUCACGGGGGUGUCCCUCGCAGGAAUAAGUAUUAUCUCCAUUGCUUUAAAUGUUGAAUGGUGUUGCAUUGAACGCAGGACUUUCGCAGCUGUAAUCAUAAGCCUUGACUGGACACUCGGAAACUGGUUGCUGGUUGGAAUCGCCUACUAUGUGAAUGAGUGGCGGAUGCUCAUUUUGGGCGUGUCCUCCCCCCUGAUUCUGGCCAUUUUCACUUGGUGGUGGCUUCCAGAGUCUGCAAGGUGGCUCAUGGCAAAUGGGAAGGGGGAAGCUGCUCAUCAUUACAUUGUACAAUGUGCAAGGAUGAAUGACAGAUCCAAAUACAUCAGCACCAUCACACCAGAGGCAUUACUGGAAUCCUCAGAAGAUGAAACAGGACAUAAGAAGUACACUAUCACUGAUCUGUUCAGGACCCCAAAUAUAAGAAAAAUUGCAAUAUGCUCAGGGAUUGUAUGGUUUGGAGUUGCAUUUACGUAUUAUGGGAUAAGUCUAAAUAUCACAGGCUUUGGACUAAACCCUUACCUCACGCAAUUUAUAUUUGCAUUCAUUGAAAUGCCGAUGAAGAUUGCUGUCUAUUUCGCCCUGGAGAAGCUGGGCAGGAGGUAUUGCGAGAUGGGAGCCCUGAUAUCCACUGGUCUCUGUCUCUUCAUCAACAUCUUUGUUCCAAUUGAUAUGUGGCUCUUUCGUACCAUUGUGGCAGUUCUUGGAAAAUCCCUGUCCGAGGCGUCGUUCACGAUAAUAUACCUCUACACGACUGAACUUUACCCUACAGUAGUCCGACAAAACGGAUUAGGCUACACCUCCUUUCUCGCACGGCUGGGCGUGUCCAUUUCUCCGCUCAUCGUGCUAUUGGAGGAUACGUGGCAUGUCCUCCCUGCAGCCACUUACUGCGGAGUGGCGGUUUGCUCUGGUUUAAUUGCUUCUCUCCUGCCUGAAACAUUAAACACUCAACUGCCAGAGUUAAUCGAAGACAUUGAGAAACCCAGGAGACAAUCAACAAAGGAGAAGGAGGUCCGAUAA
This is a messenger RNA of Cololabis saira (Pacific saury), 1608 nucleotides long. RefSeq names its product solute carrier family 22 member 7-like. Lineage: Eukaryota; Metazoa; Chordata; Actinopteri; Beloniformes; Belonidae. Gene Ontology annotation, cellular component: membrane. The record is from RefSeq and is a predicted model, not a curated record. Gene Ontology annotation, molecular function: transmembrane transporter activity. Bases 1 to 1608 code for a protein of 535 amino acids. The transcript is spliced from 10 exons. Gene Ontology annotation, biological process: transmembrane transport.